UCCGUCGACGAGGAGGAGAAACAGGAGUACACCAAAUUCUUGGAGGUCCUGCGUGCGAUAAAGACAGAGGCAGACGAGGCCGCGAAAUCCCGCCUGGACUUGGAGAAAUCUUUCGAGCUGCCGGCAGAGUUCAAGAGUGAGUCCCAAGGCCGCACGGGCCAAAUGAGCUCCUCUAGCAACCGGGACUUUGUAGAUAUGCUUCACCAAAAACUCACAAUGGACCGCCUAGUAGGCGGCCUGGCCCCGCAAACCGGUCUCAAUGCUUUCGCGGAAUGCGAGAAGGCGCUGGAGCAAUGGCGAUGGAGUAUCUACGCCCAGCUUCCAGGCGAGUUCGCCGAGUCCGGCAAGUGGAUGCGCAGUGCUGAGCAGUGGAUCUCACGGGUUGACACAGAGUGGAAAACGGAUGCCAAGGAGAGUUCUCUCAAAGGCACCAUUCCGAACCCCGCGGAGGCAAAUGUCCUCAGUGAACUUUCAAAGGGGCUCCACGCUUAUUUCGGUCCUGACUGCGCCAAGGCCAGGGCUGCAGCCGACCGCCUCAACAAACUGGUCGUCCAAAAGGGCGCGGACAAGCGCAGCACCCAGCUUCCGCAGAAGUUGCUCGAACUUCUGCGCCAACGCAUGUCCGCCAUCGUAGCGCGAACAGGCGGUUAUGUGGCCACUGUGCACACGGCCUCUGAACGACGCGACUUCAUCGACCUCAUGGAGGGACCAAAGGCGCGG
Molecule: messenger RNA, 720 nt
Organism: Dibothriocephalus latus
Lineage: Eukaryota; Metazoa; Platyhelminthes; Cestoda; Diphyllobothriidea; Diphyllobothriidae
Source: the annotation of a GenBank genome assembly